AUAUAUACUAUAGGAAAAUUAUACGUAGAAUUUUAUUGCAGUGAGUACAUUUAACUUUUGUUUGUCCAUUUUUUGGAUAUUUUCCAAAUAUAUUUUGAAGAUGACUUUGAUGUUGAAACACUAAAAGUAAAAACAAAACACAAACUCCCUCUCAGCUUCUUUUCUGCUAAUCAAAGAGUUUCUAUUGCAAAAAUACAGUGAGAAUUUCCUGUAUUGUGAUAUCCGGAACAUUUUAGAAGCUGGUAGUUUUACUGCUUCUUGGUCAGUACUGCACAUAUGUGGCUCACCAAUAGAGGUUCAGGAACAUCCUGUAAAAACAUACUUGUUUGUUUUAAAUUUCUUCGCGCACAGCUUUCGGAUUCCUUUGCUUCCAGCCCAGUUCUGUGAUCGAGCACCACUUUUCCCCAACAAGCACUCCUCGGGCCUUCCCUGCAUCCACCUGGGACAUCAUCUCUCAUGGCAGCUUUUCAGAACAAUUUAUGGAGCCUGACUUCAGGAACCUUGGCAGUAGUGUGCCUUUCGUUGAUGGCUACUUUGGGAAUUUUACUGAAAAAUCAAAGUACUCAGCCAACACCCUCUCCAGGAUCCACUAUAGAACCCCAGAGAGGCUCUUGCCAAGAAAAGUGGAUUGGGUACCAAUGCAAUUGUUACUUCUUUUCCAAUGAAGAAAAAACUUGGGCAGAAAGUAGGGAUUUCUGUGCUUCUCAGAAUUCCAGUCUUCUUCAGUUGGAAAGCAAAAAUGAAUUAAGGUUUUGGAUCUCCAGUAGACGUUAUUACUGGAUUGGACUCACUUAUAAUGAAAAACGUGGUGCGUGGCUGUGGGAGGACGGCUCUGCUCCUUCCCAGGAUGUGUAAGUUUCUGGCAGCCUGGUGCUCCCUUUUCUACUCUUUCUGAGUUUAUGCUUAGAUCGCAUCAGUGCAGGUAACACGCAGGAGCACUGCAGUAAUCGCAUGUCCAGGGCGUGAGGUUGCAGAAAGAGAAUAGUGUAGCAGAAUACAACUGCAGGCCAAUCCAGAAAAUUCAAGUUCAUGCUCAGGUCACAUGAACUUUAGUGUUCUGGGCCCAUAAGAUAACUUUUGACUUUUUUCCCCAUUUUUCCUUGGAGCAAACACAUAGACUUGCCAGUACAGGCACACGUACUCACAUCCUCACAUACACAGCAGCACUGACUCAGCAGUCCCGGCAGUCGAGAUACAGCAGGAUAUGCCUUCCUUUCUUUAUUCUGUUGGAGCCAAAAUUCUCAACAUACUCCCAAUGUUUCAAACAUUCUGGGUUUAUCUUUUGUAUGUUUGUAAACUUUGAAUGUUAUUUUCAUUCAUAAACAUGUAAUUUCCACAUAAUACAAUGGUGAAUUAUAAGCUCUGAUUUGUUUCUCUAGACUAAAUAAGGUAAUGAAUUUUUUUAAACAAAAUAAAAGUAUAUUAUGCAUCAAAAUGAUUAACACCAAAGGCAAGAACAAUAACCAAAAAUCUCUAGUCCCAAUACUAUUUAUUUAAGAGGGAGUAACUAAGGUUUGUGCAACAAUAUAAUCUGAAAUCUGAAAACUAUGGUUAUUAAAUGGAAAAAAAUUAUGAUUAAAUAUGCUAGUAUCUCAUUUAAAUGCUUCUGAAAGUUCUAUCAUUAAUCUGAAAUCUUUGCACCUGAGUGUUUUCAUACCCUUUUCCCAGAUGCUAAUAUUUUUUGUCUUCAUUACAGAUAUCCAUUUGUUCAAAUUCUAAAUCCACAGAGCUGCAUAUUAUAUAAUAGUGAUGCUAUGUCGGAUGAAGAUUGUGAGAAGAAAUAUGGUUUUAUCUGUAAGCAACAGCUUAUUUAAGUGUUUCUUGGGGUCGGGGAACAAUGCGGGCUCAGGUUUACCUUUUAUUUCUUAUAGUGUUACUAGUUAUCUACUUCUUAGGUCUAUAAAUUUUUCAAUAUUCUGUCUUAUACAAUUUGUACAUAUUUGAAUACAUGUGUUUUAAAAUUGAUUAAAUUUCUGUGCCUAUGCUUGAAUUUAUUAAGCAUCGAGAUAAAGAAUGUUAUGAAUAUUUAGAUUUUAUAUGUUUAAUAUUAAAUGUAGUUUCAUAGUUUCACGCAUCUUUUCUUGCAAAUUACCUCUGCAGAAAUUUAAGGAAAGUUUACAACACCAAAUAAUAUAUAUCAACAUUAUUUCAGUGCUCCAUUUGGCAUACUAAAUUGGAAAAGCCCGUCUUCACCUUUCUAAAAGUAAAAAUAUUUUUAAUGCCUUUUGUUAGCUCUUUCUGGAAAUAC
Molecule: messenger RNA, 2248 nt
Organism: Loxodonta africana (African savanna elephant)
Lineage: Eukaryota; Metazoa; Chordata; Mammalia; Proboscidea; Elephantidae
Product: natural killer cells antigen CD94-like
Exons: 5
Coding region: 457-855 (132 amino acids)
Biological process (GO): stimulatory C-type lectin receptor signaling pathway; positive regulation of natural killer cell mediated cytotoxicity
Cellular component (GO): external side of plasma membrane; plasma membrane
Molecular function (GO): transmembrane signaling receptor activity
Source: RefSeq, a predicted model, not a curated record